Molecule: messenger RNA, 1350 nt
Organism: Sabethes cyaneus
Lineage: Eukaryota; Metazoa; Arthropoda; Insecta; Diptera; Culicidae
Product: cytochrome P450 4C1-like
Exons: 4
Coding region: 1-1350 (449 amino acids)
Molecular function (GO): heme binding; oxidoreductase activity, acting on paired donors, with incorporation or reduction of molecular oxygen; monooxygenase activity
Source: RefSeq, a predicted model, not a curated record
AUGAAAAAUAUCGUUCAGAAAUAUCCGUCCCCGCUUUGCAUUCAUUUGGGUCCUUUAGUACACAUUUGUCUAUACAAACCCGAACACAUGCAAAUUUUCCUGAACUCACCGCAUUGCUUGAACAAAUCCCUGCAGUAUGACUUCUUCCUUGUAAAUCGAGGACUUUUCUCGGCACCAGCACACUUAUGGAAGGGCCAGCGAAAAAUUUUAAACUUUUCCUUCGCACCUGCCAUCCUGAACAGUCAUGUGAGUGUUCUCAACGAGAAAAGUGCAAUGAUGGCAGAUCUAAUGGAGAGCUACGUUGGACAGGAUGAACAGGACCUUUUUCAUAACAUAGCCCUAUGCGCUUUGGACACUAUUUACUGUACAGCGUUUGGGUGCGAUUUCGACCUGCAGAGAAUGCCAAUUGGAGACCAAUACCUGAAGCUGCAAUCCCAAUAUAUCGAUUUAGUGACACAACGGGUAUUCAAUCCAUUACUAUACCCCAACUUUAUCUAUCGUAUGACAAAGGCAUAUAAAAAGCAACAAGAAAUAAUGGAAACGGGCCGACUUUUCAUAACCAAUAUAAUGAAUGCGAGGAAUGCCGAUGCUGUACUGUCUUCCCAACCUGAAAAUAAGGCUCAAAAGACAUAUGAGGACGACAAAAAACUGCAAAAUUUCCUUGACAAAUUAUUAGAACUGGCCCAAGAAAAUAAUCAGCUCGCCAAGGAAGAUAUUCCUGACCAUCUGUAUACAAUGAUCUUCGCAGGCACUGACACAACGGCCACUACUCUUAGUAACGUGUUACUCAUGCUGGCCGUGCAUCAAGAUAUUCAAGAACGGGUUUACCAGGAAAUUAUGAAAGAAUGCCCCGAAAAAGAACAGCAAAUUUCAGUGGAGAAUGCAGCAAAACUGUUGUACACUGAAAUGGUCUGCAAGGAAACAUUGCGUCUUUUUCCGGUAGCACCAGCGGUAGCGCGGGUUACAACCAGUGACAUCAAGUUAGACGACAAUACAACGAUUCCCAAUAACACAACCGUGGUUGCAGCAAUUUACCCAAUGCACAGAGAUCCACUACACUGGGGUCCAGACGCGGAAACAUUCAAUCCGGACAACUUCCUUCCGGAGCUGGUGGCUCGGAGACAUCCUUACGCUUUCCUUCCUUUCAGCGGUGGUCCUCGUAACUGUAUAGGAGUACGGUACGCUUGGCUCUCCAUGAAGGUUAUGAUAGCACAUCUGGUGAGAAAAUACCGUAUGACAACGUCACUCACGAUGGAUGCCAUCGGCAUCGAAUAUUCGAUAAUCUUAAAAAUUACGGGCGGAUGCCCGAUAUCCUUGGAGAAACGCGAUUGUACUACUGCAACCGCUUGA